CAAUGUCAAAUCAUCAUUCACUUCUUCAGUGUCAUCCAAUCAUCGACAACAGCUCGACCGCAGUUCAGUUUUUGUGGAUUAACCCGAUUUUCAAGGAUUAUCUUCGAUCAAACUCAACAACAACCAAAAAAACAAAAUAAAAAUGGCCGCCCAACAAAAAGUCAUCUGCUCCUUGUUGAUUGCUUGCUUCCUCUUCAACGCUGUCUUGUGCGACACAAUCCCCAGCGAUGAGACACCUGAAGGAGAUGUUGCUGAGGGUCGCACCUUUGGCCAUCACUUCCUGAAACGCAUGAGCUUUGCUGUGGUGCCCGGUGCCUUUGUUGUGGGUGUCAUCACCACCCUUUUGGCUGCCUUGACCGUCGUCUCCAUGAAGGGUUUGGGUGUCGGUGUCAUCUUGUUGGUCUUGGCCAUCGGUCAAAUGUUGUCUCGUGCCAUUCCCACCGUCCAAGCUGCUGCCUACCAUGCCCCCGCUCCCGUACCCGUAGUCUACUCUCACAGUCACACCCAACAACCCGUCUGGUUGGAAAAGGAAUGGUAAACAAACAUAUGACGACCGUCUCCCUCCUCAAAUAUCCCCACGAUCCCACAAGUUUUGGAUACCUCGUUUAGUCGCAGAGCAAUUGUACUUUGAAUCACCCCCUCCUCCCUAGCCCAGAAUGUGUGGGAUUGGGUCUUUAGAUGGUGCAAUUGUUGCUGUUGUAAAUGUGCACGCUACCAAAAACUAAUUUUAAGUUUUAGUUUAUUUUAUUUUAGUUAUUUAUUUAUUUAUUAAAUUAUUUAUUUUUAUUUAUUUAUAAAAAAAAAAAUGAAAAAACUCCAAAAAAAUCACGAAAUUUUUGUUGGUUAUCCAUCAACAAAAGAAAUGCAAUAAAAUUCGAUAUUUAUUUAUUUUCAAAA
Molecule: messenger RNA, 897 nt
Organism: Musca domestica (house fly)
Lineage: Eukaryota; Metazoa; Arthropoda; Insecta; Diptera; Muscidae
Product: protein apnoia
Exons: 2
Coding region: 143-538 (131 amino acids)
Source: RefSeq, a predicted model, not a curated record